Silurus meridionalis is the source of this 3610-nucleotide messenger RNA. RefSeq names its product ADP-ribosylation factor GTPase activating protein 3 (gene arfgap3). Gene Ontology annotation, molecular function: GTPase activator activity. The transcript has 16 exons. Bases 260 to 1804 code for a protein of 514 amino acids. NCBI's taxonomy places the organism in Eukaryota, Metazoa, Chordata, Actinopteri, Siluriformes, Siluridae. The record is from RefSeq and is a predicted model, not a curated record. Gene Ontology annotation, biological process: COPI coating of Golgi vesicle.
CCGUGCACCAGCAGGCGGCUCAGGCCCUCGGGUGCUGGGAUCUGUACACUAUCAAGUGUCCUUUCUACAAAGUCGCCUAGUGGUUUUUGAAUGUAGAAAACGAAGCGCAAGUCAAAUUGGAGCACAGCCCCCUGUUUAGUGUAGUCGUGUGCAGUUUAGGAUGCAGCCAUUUUUUUUGACGUUGAAUACGGAAGUCCUAUUUUCAGUAUUUUCCUGCUUCAUUUCUGCCAGGUGAAAGCGUCUUCAACAGGUGACAAACAUGAUGGAACCCGCUAAGCAGGACAUCUCUGCCAUCUUCAAGCGUCUCCGCUCCAUUUCUACCAAUAAGGCCUGUUUUGACUGCUCUGCAAAGAACCCAAGCUGGGCUAGCAUCACCUAUGGUGUAUUCCUGUGUAUUGACUGCUCUGGGACACACCGUUCUCUGGGGGUGCAUCUGUCUUUUAUCAGGUCUACUGAACUGGAUUUCAACUGGUCCUGGUUUCAGCUGCGUUGCAUGCAAGUUGGAGGGAAUGCCAGCGCUACUGCUUUUUUUGACCACUAUGGUUGCACUGCCAGUGAAACCAACGCCAAAUAUAACAGCCGUGCUGCUCAACUUUAUAGAGAGAGGAUCAAGACUCUAGCUACCCAGGCCACCAGACAGCAUGGCACUGAGCUCUGGCUGGACAGUCAGGCUCCUCUCUCCCCAACAUCUCCUGGGGACAAGCAUGAAGACUUCUUCAGCCAACACACAAGGAAUGAAGGAGGAUCCUUUCAGCAAAAUCUAAAUCAAGCACAGGAUGCAAACUUGCAAGACAAAAAUAAUAAUGAAAACGAAGAAGGUCCAUCCGUUGAACUUCUCAGUGUUUCACCAAAAGCCGCUUUAGACACUUCUCUAAUCAAAAAGAAGCCAGCAGCCAAAAAAACGCUGGGAGCUAAAAAAGGAGGUCUGGGGGCUCAGAAAGUGAGCAGCCAGAAUUUCUCAGCUCAGGAGAAGAGAGCUCAGUCUGCAGACAAACAACGUGAGGAGGCUGUCACUGAGAAGAGUGUCAAGCCUGAGGAGCAAGAUGUGACCUCUCUGAGGCUGGCCUAUAAGGAUCUGGAGCUCCAGAGAAAAAGGGAUGAGAAAAAGCUGCAAGGGCUUGAGGGCAACAAGAAGGAACAGGCGGAGAGGCUGGGGAUGGGUUUCUCCCACCGGAGUGGUGUGUCUCACUCUGCCCUGGCGGACAUGCAGACAAUUCAGCAGGACACGCCCCCUUUGACCCAGUCCUCCUCACAUACUAGGAAGUACAGUGAAGAUGAUGACGAGGAAGAGGGCUAUUUCUUCAUUAGAACCUCCUCCAAGUAUAAUAAUGAGGUGCCUCAGUCAUCUGACCAGUUCUUCUCCCAGUGGGAGGACAUUAAGAAGAAAGAAGGCAAGAAACCAGAGCCUGACGUUUAUUUGAGUUCCAAAACAUCAUCAUUUGAAGACAGGACUGCAGCAAGGAGAAAAGCAGAGCCGGUUCCAUUACCUGUCUCAGAUGAUGCCCAGAAGAAAUUUGCUGGAGCGAAAGCCAUCUCUUCUGACAUGUUCUUUGGUAAACAGGACAACUCUGAGUAUGAAAUGAGAACACGACUGGAGCGUUUCUCUGACAGUUCAGCCAUCAGUUCAGCAGAUCUGUUUGAUGAGCAGAAGAAACAGACAAGCAGCUCUUAUAGCCUGAGCAAUGUGCUGCCCAAUGCUCCAGAUAUGACCCAGCUGAGGAUGGGUGUCCGCUCGGUGGCUGGCAAAUUGUCGGUCAUGGCCAGUGGAGUGGUUUCAACUAUACAGGAUCGCUACAGCACCUGAAGAUAUAGAGUAUACAGACUUCAAUCCUUAAGACCCUCUCAGAUCCUCUCAGCAUUACGGAGAGAAACGAUUUGCCUGUGUUUAUAGGUCCCAAAUGCAUUACAAUUAAAUAUAAUGCAAAUAUAUGUAGCUUCAUUGAGUAGAUAUAUAGGUGGUUGAUUACACAUUACACAGUAGAGUUAAACCCCCAGCUCUAUUGGGAACUGAAGUGAAGGGUAGCUUAUAGUUUCUUCCCCUAUAAAAAUGAAACCAAAAUUUAAUUAGUUUGGUACGCACUUUUUUUGACAAAUGAUAAAAAGCCCAAUGUUUUGUUUUGUUUUGUUUUGCUUUUUGUAAAUUGCAAUGUUUACAUGUUGUUUUUGAAACUGUUACACAUGGAUUAUGCUAGAUUAUUAUAAUUUUUAAAAAGUAAGAUGACAGGAACGGAUGUAUAUGGGACUGAACAGCUUUAUUUUUUGUAGGUGUUCUUAUAUCUAUUGAUAAUGGGGAGAAACACAGCACUAAAUAUGAUUAGAUGUACUAUAUGUACUGGCACUAUAGGGUUAAUGUAGUUAACAAGUAGCUUGUGAUCCAAUAAUAGCUGUUUACUAAUGGGUGUGAGUCCUUCAUGUCUGUAGUCACCAGUUUAGCGAUUUUCUUUUUUGUUUUGCUUGCUUUAAUCCACCUAUAAAACCUGAUUAUGGCCGUGAACCAAACACCCGAGUCGACUAAUUCAAACCUACAGGUCCAGAGUCAAGUACUCUGGGUAUGGAUAAAUUUAGUUUGCAUUUAGAUAAUAACCACAUGCUUUUACAUAUUGGCAGGGUUACAGUUAUCCGGUUUAUACUGUUAUGAACUACUAUUAUGCAAAAUAUGCAAUUUAGCUCAUUCAGAGUUUUUUUUUAUUAUUAUUAUUAACAGCCACAAAUAUGGCAAUUAUUGGCCACUUUAGUCAAGUGUUUAGUCAAAAGUUAAUUGUGGAGGGAGGUUCAUUCCUAGUUGUAUAAUAUCUAUCUUAAAAUUAAUCUGACAUUUAGAAGUGGUUUGAGUGAUCCGAUUUGAAUCUGAUUGAAAUGAACCUUUGUAUAUAGAUAAUACCAGUGGAAAGUAAUAUACCAUACCAUUAUAAUUCUGAUACUUGAUUUGCAUGAAAUGGCCAAGUGAAAAUGGAUACUUGGAUUAAUUGUCAAUUGCCAUUUAUUCAUGGUGGAAAAUGUUUCAUUUGAUGUUUUUUUUCUGUUGUUGUUGUUUUAUUUUUUCCUCUAUUGAUAGAUUUAGCCAUUAGUUUGCAUGGGCAUUUUUUGCUUGAUUUGUAAGUUACUUUAUGCACUACAACUUAUCGAAAAUGGAACAAGGCUAAAUUGAGUACACAUAAUGCUGAAGAAAUCCUAAAUACAGUGAAUGCUGCAUAAAAACACAAUUUCUUCUACGAAGAAAGACUGUGUGGAAGGUAUAAAUGAGCAGUUUGUAGCUUUAUGCUUUAGCCAAAGCUGGCAAAAAGAUUUGCACUACAUAGGGAAAGUAUUUGUUUCGUAAAGUGCAAAGUCUAUUCCUGCCAAUUCUUGCAAUUAUAAUAAUAAAAAAUAUUUGAAUUGUGCUUUGAUUAAUAAAACUCAUUUUUGUGCCUCCUUGUGUUGUAGUUUGUGGAAUUUCCAAAGGAUGGAGAAAAACAUUGGUUCGUUGACUUAUAAGCAGUGCGUUUCUUUGCGCAGGCUACAAAUAUUUAAAAAAAGGUUUCACAGUGCUCUAAGCUCUGAGCACUUUAAACUCUAAACUGUUGUCUCUGUUGGUCCUCAUUAAAAAAAAAAUAAAAGACUUCAUGCAUCA